This is a messenger RNA of Colletotrichum gloeosporioides, 921 nucleotides long. RefSeq lists its product as uncharacterized. Bases 1 to 921 code for a protein of 306 amino acids. The record is from RefSeq and is a predicted model, not a curated record. Lineage: Eukaryota; Fungi; Ascomycota; Sordariomycetes; Glomerellales; Glomerellaceae. The transcript has a single exon.
AUGCAGUGGGCUUUCCUGAUUCGAGAUUAUCGUGCAGGGAACCUCACCAAAGAGACAGACCGCGGGAUCGCUUUUGCCGGCAUCGCUCGCGCGAUUCAAGCCAAGGCUAACGUCACAUACCUGGCUGGUCUCUGGAAGGAGUUUCUUGAGUAUGACCUGCUAUGGUCUGUGAGCCCUGUCCCGGUCAACGUCACGGACUAUGAACGGGUUAGAAAGGAGUCAGAGCCAGCGCCAAGUUGGUCCUGGUUCUCUAUCCCAACAUACAAAACGGCUCUCGGAAACGAUAUUCUUGAUUUUCCAUUCCGAACAACGAUGCAAACAUACCGACAUUUCUCGAUAUACAACGCGAAGACAGUCUCAUAUUAUCAUCCCGACAGCUUGGCGAAUCCCGACUUAAUACUGUACAAAUUUGUUGGCAUGACCCUGACAAUCAGAGCAAAGCGAAUUCCUUGCACGCUCGAGUGGAGAGACGCUCUGAAGCUACUGUAUGUGCUGCCUUUGGGGGAUUACAAGUGGACGUUGGGCAUGAAGAAUGUCUGGCUGAAAGCAAGUCAACAAUGGAUUCGGUCCAAAUGCCUUAAAUAUGCACACGAUGACCCUCUUCUUACGGAAGAAGACCAGCUCCCUCAAGAUGCCUGCAUGAUACUGACUGUGGAACAAGCAUUCUGCACGGAUCAUUCUGCCACAGAACAUGCAUAUAGCCUGGGGCAACAGCAAAGAGGGGAUAUUCCAGGCUCUUGGAAUCUUACUUAUCAGUACGCAGGUAUUGUGGUCGUACCAGUAGACUCAAAGGAUGCUCAAGAAUUGGUACGUUGGCGACGUAUCGGUGUUUUCAUCUUCAGUGACGACAUUGAAGAGGAUGGCUUCACGACACCAUUCGACGACUAUGGGGCUGCGGAAGAAGAUCUUGUCUUGAUCUAA